Archocentrus centrarchus (flier cichlid) is the source of this 1933-nucleotide messenger RNA. Its product is annotated as zinc finger protein 202-like. The coding region runs from base 328 to 1245 and encodes 305 amino acids. The record is from RefSeq and is a predicted model, not a curated record. NCBI's taxonomy places the organism in Eukaryota, Metazoa, Chordata, Actinopteri, Cichliformes, Cichlidae. The transcript is spliced from 5 exons.
AGCGGGAGGCGGACGCUCUGAUAGCGUCAUUUCCUGCACCAACCGGAACGUGGCUCUACGGUUGCUAGUAUAGAUUUAUAACUCUAGCAAUAAAUCUGUAGGUCUGGUGUCAGCAACUAACUUUAAAUGCAUGUGGAGGACUUGGAAAAGAUGCCACGAAGUUCUGCAAACGGUGUAACGUCUGCCCAGCUGACAGGUUUAGUUCUGGCAUAAAACAGAAAGCAGGCAUGUACCAGCUGAUCUGAGAGUACACAGGAAGCAUCCCUGUCGCACCGUUAGCUGUUAGCAAUAUUGAGCGUUCCCAGCGAGGUCCUCCCGGUCCUGAACAUGUCCCGUGUCCAGAAGCUGCGGCUCUUUGUCAGCCAGCGACUCAACGCGGCGGUCGAAGAGAUUUUAGCUGCUUUUGAAAAGAUAAUCGUGAAGUAUGAGCAGGAGGCGGCUCUGAGCCUGGAGGUGAUCUCCCGCCAGCACGCGCUGCUCUGCGCGCUCCGCAGCCCGCUCAUGGAGUUGCCGUCGGCAGAUGUCUUCACGCAUCAGCUAGACGUGAGGAAAGAAGCUGUUCCACCCAUCCACUCGGACCCGAACCCAGAUCUGAACCUGAACCUGGAGCCCUCACAUGCGAAAGAGGAACAGGACAGAGAGCAGCUCCAGGAUCUGGACGAGGCCGACAUCAUCCAGUUCACGUAUAGUUCCAGGUGUGCAGUGAGGUCAGGUGAGGGUCUAGAUUUUCCAACUAAACCAGAACCAGCAGAUCCAGAUCAGGAUGUCCAGCCGGUGUUGUCAUCUGAGACUGAAGACAGUGAGGACUACAGUAAAGACCCCAAUGACCCCACUCUCAGACCUACAUCUGACAAACCGCAGACUGCUUGUAGACCGGGAUCCGGGAUCAGCUGCCGGGUCUGCAGCCGCACCUUUAAAGCUUACAGGUUUUUAUUGAGACAUGUUAAAACUCACCUGCAGGAGGCGCAGAAGGUCUGUGGUCUAUGUGGGAAAAGGUUUGAGGCUGAUGACAGCCUGAAGUUUCACCUCCAGACUCAUCGGAGGAGGAGGGAGGAGCAGUACCAGACCAGGACUCGGAGCAGAAAGAGGCAGGCUCAGCUGGACUCAGAGGAUCAGAAAUCCAAGAGCUGUGACGACCAUGGGAAAAUGUUCCUUCGGGUGAUGAAGAAGAGGCACAUGUGCAGGGAAGACCAGGACCCAGAGAGUCCAGGUGGAACAAUGAAGAAGAAGAAGAAGAGAUGCUGAAGGAUGUUUUCAUUUUGUUCAGUUGUUUAUUAUUAAAUGAUUCAAAUGUCUUGUUUCACACAGAAAUAAUCUGAGAGCUUCAGCAAUCAGCUGGAAUUUUCUUAAAAAAUAUUUGAAGGUUUGCAGAGUGAUAAAUGUUCCAAUAAUCUAAAAACUGUUCACGGAAAAGCAUCAUAAAAUUUUUUUUUUUUUACAAAGUUUAGGAUUGUUUCCUCGCAAAUGUUUGAUUUUAAAGAAGAAGGAAGAAAUAAGUUUUUCAGAAGAAAAACAUUUAUAUAAUAAAAAUGUUGCACAUUUAGAUGUAAAAUUUUACAAAAUCUACUUUGGACAUUUUUCCUCACCUUAUUUUUUCUUUUUUUUGUAAAUGGGCUGGUUUUUAUGACACUUUUCUCCUCUGUGUACUCAGAGCACUUUAUACACCCGCACAUUUACACACAAGUUCUUUUUUCUGUACGAAGUGCCUUUGUCUCACACUCACUCACACAGAUGUGUCGUGGGCAUCUUACCCAAGGACAGACAGACUGGAGUAACUGGGAAUCAGUCUACCAACCUCCGAUUGGUAAACAGCCCUCUCUACCACGUGAGCCACAGCCACCCCCAACAGUUACAGUGUUGUUUAGUUUUAUAAAUAAAACCAUUUUUUGAGAUACUUGUGUUAUUUUACUGUUUCCACAAUUAAAGUAAGAUG